CUCCGAGACAAAAUCUUCUCGGCCCUCGUCGCCUCGACCCCACCUCACCACCGCGCCCCACCCCCCACUCCACUCCACUCGCAGAUGCGUAGCCGGGACGCGUUGCUUCAGUAACCAAACCGACCCGUCCAGCGCUCGCGGCCGGGUCGCCCUUCCCUCGUUCCCUGGCCGGUGCGGUGAAAACUAAAUCCGGGUGCAGUUUUUCCUCCCCCCCCGCCCCGCCCCUCCCCGCACGGUCCUCCUCCAGAGCAGGCCCUCGCGCAGCUGGUCUGCUCCGUGUCAGUCCGCCGUAUUCCUCCCUCUGUUAUAAGCACCUCAGCAGUAUACGCUUCAUAAUCGCUUGCAGCCCCCUCCUCUCUCUCACACACACUCUCUCUCCACUCUCUCUCCCUCUCUCUCUCUUUCUUUCUAAACAUCAACGAACAUCUGCGGCCAGCAAAGCUGCUGAAAAACACAGAAGAGCCGUUGGGUGUCACUCAUGUUCGAACAUCGGCUCGGGGGACAUUAGAGUGGAAAUUGCGGCGGGUGGUGAGGAGUUCUGCUCCUCCUCGACGUAGCGUCGGUGGUUUAGAAAUUGGAGUCGGUGGAGAUCCGCAAGCGUAACAUGAUGUCCGUGAGCGAGUUCUUCUCUAGCGACCCGGAGCCGCCGUGGAUCGUGGAUGCGGCAGCGGACCUGGAGAGCUACACGGAUAUGAACCAGCUCGAGCAGGAGCACAGUGAGGCGUCGACGUCUACGGCCCCGACGACGAUGAUGACGAGUGGAGCGUCUCAGUUUUUCGCUGGGUUCAGCUUUCUGGACAGCAGCAGCAGCAGGAGCUCGACGGACAUGGAAAUUGACGACAUGCCGUCGACGUCGUCGAACAUUGAUAGAGUUAUAGCUCACCUUUUCACGCUGAGGGAAAUAGAGUCCGUGAGGCCGUUCAGAAUCGACGACCCCAAGGGAACAGGUGGAGCGAGGAGGCAUGCUGCAGGUCGCAGCAAGGCCAGUCGGAAGCGGAAAUUCGACCAAAUUCUCUGAAGCUCUCGACGGACAGUCAUGUGAAUCAUUCGAGGAGCACGAGGACGAUUCUCUCGCAGUCCACGCUGUUGCCCGGGUCGAGGCUCGAGCUAUCGAGGACGCCAGCGAGCUACUCAUCGGAACACACAACCAUACGAGCGUGGAGUUGUCAGCGAGGAGGAUGAUGAUGACGAUGAUGUGUAGGUAGAGCAUUGAUCACAUUGAGCGAGUGAUUUGUUCCACAGCAUAAGCCGGGUUUUGAGUUAAAGAAUAGGCCGAAUCUGUCAAGGGACGUAAUUUCAGCAUGACUCAUCCCUGCAGCCAGCCGACCACUGUCUCGAAUUCGAGCUUGUUUGCCACUCAUGACGGUGCUCGUCGCCUUAGUAUCAAUAACCGGAUGCUAUUGUUUGAGCCUUCCGAAAAGAAUUCACACUCAAAUGUGCUACCGACUAGAUGCCAGAAAAGAAAUUCUUCUUAUGCUCGCUCUUGCUCCCCAUCCGUGGUGUGGUCAAAUUGACAUAGGAGAAAGAGAUGGAACGAGUUAUCCCGCUGUCGAUGUUGAAAGCUUCAAAUUUACAAUCCAUUAGUAGACACCAGUGGGAAGGACUUUAGGGAGCACAUCAUCUUGUGAACUGGAGACGAUUGGAAGUGGCUCGGGGAGGAUGAAGGGCAUUACCGUCUCAUGUCGACCACCGGCCCCGACGAGUGCGCAUCACGACUAACUGUCGAUUCCAAUAGAAAUUUCGGAGUUAUAAAUCCAAAAUCAGGACGAGCCCGGCUGCCGAAGCAGGCCGAUAUGAUUCUGCAGGGUCUGAUCAGGUGUCGGACGAAUGAGUUUUGUGGAAUGGGAGUGCUGGGGGACAUCAGUGCUUUGCGUUUGGUUACUGUAUACGCGAAAUCACAACUUUGUGAUGAUGUUAAGUAGACUCAUUUAGUGUCAGUGCCAAAUUGGUGGUGACGAGGUAGAUCGGUUGCAUCGCAGUUUUUUAAGUACUGCCGAGCUCCAUGACGAAACAUGUGAUUCAUACGAUUGAAGAAACAGUAAAUUUUUCAGUGAUCAUUUAAGGCAUUGUAUGUGUACGUCCUUAUUCAAAUCGCCGUUCAUCGACCUCGGUUAAU
Molecule: messenger RNA, 2116 nt
Organism: Marchantia polymorpha subsp. ruderalis
Lineage: Eukaryota; Viridiplantae; Streptophyta; Marchantiopsida; Marchantiales; Marchantiaceae
Source: the annotation of a GenBank genome assembly